GUUUUCCCUCUUAACGGGUCUCCCCUCUCUCGGAGUCCAUGGCUUGUCUGACACUGAAACCUAUUUGAAAAUCUCUCUCAAGGUCUUUCGAAUUCAGAGGGAAAUACUCGUUUUCUGGUCUCUGUUUCUGUUUCCUUAGCGAUAAUCACAAUGGAAUUGGACCCAGAUGAUGUUUUCAGAGACGAGGACGAAGACCUUGAGAACGAGUUCUUCCAGGAAAAAGAAGCUUCUAAGGAGUUUAUAGUCUACUUGAUUGAUGCUUCUCCCAAAAUGUUCAGCUCUACUUGUCCCUCUGAAGAUGACAAAGGAGAAAGCCAUUUCCACAUUGCUGUUAGUUGCAUCGCUCAGUCGCUGAAGGCUCUUAUUGUCAAUCGUUCAUAUGAUGAAGUAGCUAUAUGCUUCUUUAACACGCGUGAAAAGAAGAAUCUUCAAGACCUAAAUGGUGUAUAUGUCUUUAAUGUAGCUGAACGAGAGUUUAUUGAUCGGCCAACUGCGAGACUCAUAAAAGAAUUUGACCUUAUAGAAGAAUCAUUUAUGAAAAAUAUUGGGAGUCAAUGUGGUAUUGUGGCAGAGCCUCGAGAGAAUGCCCUCUAUAAUGCUCUUUGGGUUGCACAAGGCCUUCUACGAAAAGGAUCUGUAAAGACGGCUGACAAACGCAUCUUUCUAUUCACAAAUGAAGACGAUCCUUUUGGGAGUAUGAGACCUUUUGUAAAAGCCGAUAUGACACGAACUACUUCGCAGAGAGCUAAGGAUGCACAAGAUCUUGGCAUCACAAUUGAGCUUCUUCCCUUGAGUUGCUCAGAUAAACCGUUUGACAUUACUAUCUUCUACAAGGAUUUGAUUGGAUUGGAAGGUAAUGAACUUGUGGACUUCAUGCCAUCAGUUGGGCAGAAAUUGGAGGACAUGAAAGAUCAGCUGAAGAAGCGAGUACUUGCCAAGCGAAUAGCAAAAAGAAUUACGUUUGUGAUUUGUGAUGGUCUAUCAAUAGAAUUGAAUGGUUAUGCUUUAGUCCGUCCUGCUAUUCCUGGUGCAAUAACCUGGCUUGAUUCUACUACUAAUCUUCCUCUGAAGGUUGAAAGAUCAUUUAUCUGUGUGGACACUGGAGCGAUGAUGCAAGAACCUCUACAACGCUUUCAACCUUACAAAGAUGAGAAUAUCAGAUUUUCGGUGGAGGAGCUAUCGAAAUUAAAAAGGAUUUCAACUGGACACCUACGACUUCUGGGGUUUAAGCCCCUAAGUUACCUUAAAGCUUACUACAACUUGAAGCCUUCAACAUUUCUCUAUCCAAGUGACAAGGAAGUUAUUGGCAGCACACGCAUAUUCCUUGCCUUACACAGAUCAAUGAUACAGCAGGGGCGUUUUGCUGUUGCAUUUUUUGGGAGCACUUCACCUCCUAGAUUGGUUGCCCUCAUUGCUCAGGAUGAAAUUCAGAGCAGUGCUGGUCAGGUGGAGCCACCCGGAAUGUACAUGAUAUACCUUCCAUAUACCGAUGAUAUCAGAGAUGUUGAAGAGCAUCUUUCAAAUCCCGUGGCGGGUGCCCCUCGAGCAACAGAUGAUCAGAUAAAAAAGGCAUCUGCUUUAAUGAAACGUCUUGAGUUAAAAGAUUUUUCAGUCUGCCAGUUUGCUAAUCCCGCGUUGCAGAGACACUAUGCAAUCUUACAGGCCAUUGCAUUGGAUGAAAACGAGCUACCCGAAACCACAGAUGAAACAAUUCCCGACAAGGAAGGCAUGACUAGACCUGCAGUUGCACAAGCGAUAGAAGAAUUUAAGUACUCCGUCUAUGGCGAUGUUCUCGAUGAAGAAGACCCAAAGGAGAAGUCAAGAAAACGGAAGGCUGAUAAUGUAGAUGCCGGAAACUAUUGCUGGGCCGAGCUUGCAGACAAAGGGAAGCUGAAGGAUUUGACAGUGGCGGAGCUGAAAACCUAUUUGACGGCCAACAAUCUCUCCACCGGAGGGAAGAAAGACGUGCUGGUCGAUAGGAUACUCACUCAUUUGAGUAAGAAACGUUAGCCGACAGCCAAUCUCUGAUCUUUAAUAGGGAAAUGGUAUAUGUUUCAUCAGUUUCUGUCUGAACAAGAUGUCUCGGGAAAGCUCUCAUUUGGCCUCUCAUGAAUGGAUUUUGGUUUCUCCGUACGGGGACGAACCGAUUCGGGUCAUGUAAAUGAAUUUCAACGUGUGGUCCAAACUCCAUUUUUGAAAGUGAUUCGAGUGGCAUGUUUGGUCUAAUCA
This is a messenger RNA of Tarenaya hassleriana, 2229 nucleotides long. Its product is annotated as ATP-dependent DNA helicase 2 subunit KU70. Gene Ontology annotation, molecular function: double-stranded DNA binding; damaged DNA binding; telomeric repeat DNA binding. The transcript has 18 exons. Lineage: Eukaryota; Viridiplantae; Streptophyta; Magnoliopsida; Brassicales; Cleomaceae. The coding region runs from base 151 to 2010 and encodes 619 amino acids. Gene Ontology annotation, biological process: double-strand break repair via nonhomologous end joining; cellular response to gamma radiation; telomere maintenance. Gene Ontology annotation, cellular component: Ku70:Ku80 complex; nucleus. The record is from RefSeq and is a predicted model, not a curated record.